Molecule: messenger RNA, 2646 nt
Organism: Caenorhabditis remanei
Lineage: Eukaryota; Metazoa; Nematoda; Chromadorea; Rhabditida; Rhabditidae
Exons: 4
Coding region: 1-2646 (881 amino acids)
Source: RefSeq, a predicted model, not a curated record
AUGAAUUUCAGUGAGGAACCCCCUGCUCUUCCGAAGAAAAUAAGAUCGUGUUGUCUUUAUAAAUAUCCUGAUUGGGUACAAGGAAUGGUUGGAGGGGAAGGCGGUGGCGGUGGUCAUGGACACUCUCAUGGUGGGGGAGGACUUGGAUCUUCUCAGGGAGCAUACCAUCCAUCUCAAGCCGGUUCCGGCCCGAGCACCACAACCACCAGUGGCCGUCCGCUGCUCCGCAGCAUGCGAGAAGCGCAGCUUCACUCCGCAGUGCCGCCGAUCUCAGCUCCAAGUCAGUCCCAAACAUCAGCGAGUCAGCUGGACCCAGGUUCGCGCUAUGGUCAACAAUCUCGUCGAAGCAGCAAAGCUCCAGGAACCGGAGCUAAUUCAUUGCUCAAACAGGCGAUUGCCAACAGAAUGAUGCCACAUGUAGCACCAUUGGAUGGAGGUGAAACGUCGACAAAUCCAAAUUUCGCCUCGUCUUCUGCAACUUCCCCUACCACAGAACCAGCUAGGAUCCAUAGAACUGAUUCUAGUGAAAUGUCAAAGAGUGUGCUUUUGAACCCCGCUUGGUAUCGUGAUGAUCAGGGAAGAACCGGAUACAAAACGUCUGACUGGGAGAAAAUGUCGAAUCAGCAGAAAAAUGUAGUGAAAGAGAAUAGGAAGAAGCGGAAAGAAUCUACAAGUGAAACUGGUGUCAUCAAAGAACUGGAUCCAGAUCUGUUGAGUCAGUCAAGCAGUGAGAAGGCUGAUAGUGGAAGUGACAAUAAGUCAAUGAGCUCUGUUCAAUCUGAUCAGAAGGAUCUCAAGGAUGCAAAAGACUCCAAGUUGGACAAAAAGCAGGCGAAAGCUUUGGAGAAAGAAAAGAAAAAACUGGAAAAGGAACAGAAGAAGUUAGAAAAGGCCCAGAAGAAGAAAGAAGCGGAGGAAGAGAAGAAGCUGAAAAAGAAGAAGGGAAGUUCCACAAAUAUAUCAGAAGUUGGAGAACAUGAGUCAGUUGAGAUGAAGACUGUGGAGAAGAAAAAGGAAAAAGCAGAGGCAACAAUAACUCUCACUAUGGUUUCUAAGGAUAAAAAAACAAAGUCUCAGGAGAAGUCAAAACAGGAGAAACAUCAUGAAACUACUGAAAGUGAUAGUUCCAAGGAGACAAUUAGGAAAGAUUCGACUGAGAAAAUUUCAAAAGAGAAAGUAAAAAAGCAAUCCUCAAAAGAAGACACCACUGAUAAGGACUCAAGGAAUGAAGGCCGUCCUCCAUCAGGUACCACUCAUUCCUCCGUCCGGAAACUGAAAGCAGAGUCUUUUUCCAAAAAAACAGGACAUGGUGAGCCAAGGAAGAAGAAUAUUGGCGAUCGAAGAGACUCCAGUAUGUCUGAACUUUCUCGAGGAUCUUUCAAAUCUGUGACAUUCAACGACCGAGUUCAAACUCAUGAAAUUGAAAGGAAUAGCAGUGUUUACACUUCCAGUGAGGACGAUGCUGCAAUAAUGAGUGAUGAUGAGAUGUCAAAACCAAGUCAAGCAAAGAUGAAGAAAAAAUUGACAAUGCUGCAGCAACAGGAUCCACAAAUGUAUAAUCAAAUGGGUCAGAAUCGUCAACAAGAAGAACACACUGACAUUUAUGAUGAUGAGGAUUUGGAAGACUUUGAAGAACAGGAGCGACUUGCUCUUCUCGCUGCUCAAGGAUAUGAUUUCAGAAGAGAAAUGCAGUAUGAUCAAAAUGAAGGUGUUCCCUAUGAAGAUGAUGAGUCGGAAGAAGAAGAGAAUGAAGAGGAAGAUGCAGAAGACACACUUUCUCAGAACAGUUAUUAUGCAGAAGAUGUGGAAGGUGCUGAUAUCUACUUGAGAAAUGAACACAGUUUCUUGGGAACGGAUGUAAACCCGAGAGUGCAGAUACAGAACGUAGGUGGCUACGAAAUGUUUGACAGAACUAUGUUAGGUUCAAUGAGUAAGCUGCAUGGAGAAGAUUCUGCAUCUAACAGUUUGCUGUUUGGUUACAACCUUCCUCGAUCUGCUAGUGGCUACUUCGAACCUCCACCGGAAGCUGGUCCAAUGAACUUCUCUUAUGAGGAAGCAAUGCUCAAUAGACAAGUUCAAGCUUUGCAGCAGCAGCAACUUCUUCAGCAACUUCAGAAGCUUCCCUUACAAUCUCCUCAACUACAACGGGAACUUCAACAUGAAGUUCCUGGAGUUCAUAAGCUGAGCCCUUCGGGAGGCUCAUUACGCCAAACAGCCACGCAGCGGAGUAUAUAUGAGAAUGUAACACCAGGAGAUUUACUUUCUCAACCGCAAUCAUUAAUCAUCCCCCAAUCUCCAUCGCAAAGAAAUCUGCAGGCACGCCACGAGUUUUUCACUCAGACUCCAUCAAAUGUGGUUUCCAAAACAAUAAUGGCUGCUUCAAGUGACGGACAAAGUGUUCAAAGUCUUGGAAGUACGGAUUCAAAUGCCACUGUCAGGGCGGAAGAUGAAAUGCGUAAAAAGUUUGUGGCGAGAUUUGGCGUAAGAAAAGCUCCAAUUGCCAGAGAAGAAGAUCCCGCAGAUCCACAACAUAUGAAUGUAAUGGGAAGCCAAGAAAGCAUGAAUUCAACUGAUUCUCGGGAAUCUGUGGUUUCUGCCGCAUCUAUCAAAGCGGAAGCAUUGGCACGCCGCAAUUUCAACUACUAG